This is a messenger RNA of Sporothrix brasiliensis 5110, 237 nucleotides long. RefSeq lists its product as uncharacterized. The transcript has a single exon. The record is from RefSeq and is a predicted model, not a curated record. Lineage: Eukaryota; Fungi; Ascomycota; Sordariomycetes; Ophiostomatales; Ophiostomataceae. Bases 1 to 237 code for a protein of 78 amino acids.
AUGUUGAAACUCGGCCCGUUUGACGUGCCACUGCAUGUAUGCAGCGUAUGCGGCUCGCGGUCUGGUGGCGGAGCCAUUGUCCCCGUUGUGCCGCCGCCCGUGUUUGUCGUCGCCGUGGAUGCUGCCGCUGGCUGGGCAACGACGAUGGAGUUCCAGAAUUCUAUGAUGGCUGGGUCAUCUGGUGCAUCAAAGGUUUGCACGAAGCGGCGGACCACGGGUAGCAACCGCGCACCGUAG